Messenger RNA from Pipistrellus nathusii (Nathusius's pipistrelle), 384 nucleotides. NCBI's taxonomy places the organism in Eukaryota, Metazoa, Chordata, Mammalia, Chiroptera, Vespertilionidae. The record is from the annotation of a GenBank genome assembly.
AUGCCUCUCUUCGGGAACACGUUCAGCCCGAAGAAGACGCCCCCCCGGAAGUCGGCCUCGCUCUCCAACCUGCACAAUCUGGAUCGGUCCACCCGCGAAGUGGAGCUGGGCCUCGACUACGGAACCCCCACGAUGAACCUGGCGGGACAGAGCCUGAAGUUUGAGAACGGCCACUGGGUAGCAGAGGCCGGGCUGAGUGGCGGAGUGGACCAGAGGGAGGCCCAGCGCCUCCGCAGGCGGAACCAGCAGCUGGAGGAGGAGAACAACCUCCUGCAGGUGAAGGUGGAGGUCCUGCUGGACAUGUUCUCCGAGACCACGGCCGAGUUCCAGAUAAUGAAGAAGGAACUGGAAGAACUGAAGAGUGUCAACCGGAGAAGGAAAUGA